Molecule: messenger RNA, 4115 nt
Organism: Coregonus clupeaformis (lake whitefish)
Lineage: Eukaryota; Metazoa; Chordata; Actinopteri; Salmoniformes; Salmonidae
Gene: c2cd5
Product: C2 calcium dependent domain containing 5
Exons: 29
Coding region: 344-3712 (1122 amino acids)
Biological process (GO): protein localization to plasma membrane; positive regulation of vesicle fusion; intracellular protein transmembrane transport
Cellular component (GO): plasma membrane
Molecular function (GO): calcium-dependent phospholipid binding; calcium ion binding
Source: RefSeq, a predicted model, not a curated record
AAGAUUUGCUGACCACCUUUCCACCGGAAGAGAACACAGCGCUACCUAGCAUUUUCCAUUCGUUGAGUUGGCCCGGGAUGCUAACCGCAAUGUGUGUGUGUAUAGUGUAUAGUAUUUGAAAUAUGAAUUAGCGUAGCUUUUUUAAAGCAGUAAAUGGACAUAUAGCGUCGUUAGAGUAAAUAUUAGCCACAUUUACCGGGCCUUUGAGAGAAGAUCUCUCGUCAUGUUUGGGAGAGAAGCGGAGGUCUGGCGCGCGGGCUGUCAACAAAGUCCGGCUGAAAAAACGCUGCUGUUUCCCCUGCUAUCUCGUAUGACAUAGUCCUGGUGAAGACAAAGCUGAAUCAUGCCGGGGAAGCUGAAAGCUAAGAUUGUGGCGGGACGUCACUUACCCGUCAUGGACAGAGCCAGCGACCUCACUGAUGCCUUCGUAGAGGUCAAGUUUGGCAACACAACUUUCAAAACAGAUGUCUACCCCAAGUCCCUUAACCCACAGUGGAACUCAGAGUGGUUCAAAUUUGAGGUGGAUGAUGAGGAUUUGCAGGAUGAGCCUUUACAGAUCACAGUGUUGGACCAUGACACUUACAGUGCCAACGACGCAAUAGGAAAGGUCUACAUUGACAUCGACCCACUGCUGUCCAGCGAGGCUGCUACCGUCAUCUCUGGAUGGUUCCCCAUCUACGACACUAUACACGGUAUAAGAGGGGAGAUUAAUGUUCUGGUGAAGGUGGACCUCUUCAACGACCUAAACCGCUUCAGACAGUCCUCCUGUGGGGUCAAGUUCUUCUGCACAACAUCCAUCCCGAGGUGUUACCGCGCAGCACUGGUCCAUGGCUUUGUUGAGGAGCUGGUGGUUAACGAGGACCCGGAGUACCAGUGGAUCGACCGCAUCAGAACACCCAGGGCUUCUAACGAGGCCCGCCAGCGACUCAUCUCCCUCAUGUCUGGUGAGCUGCAGAGGAAGAUAGGUCUGAAGGUGUUGGAGAUGGGUGGUAAUGCGGUGGUGGGCUACCUGCAAUGCUUUGAUCUGGAGGGAGAGUCAGGUCUGGUGGUCCGAGCCAUCGGCACCGCCUGCACUCUGGACAAACUCAUCCCUGGGACCGCUUCCAACACCACCACACAACCCAACACCGCCCCGGCAUCCAAUGCCUGCAACUCCCCCUCCAAGGAAAGCAAAGAGCCCGUGUUCAGUGAGGACCCACCCCACCCCCUCUCCGUCCCUCCCACCCCUCUCAGAACCCUCCCUUCCUCCUCCUCCUCUCCUCCUCCCUUCUCUUCAUCCAAGCCAUGCAGUCGCCAGUCCUCCUCCUCAGACACAGACCUCAGUCUGACGCCCAAGAUGGGGAUGGGGAGUGGGGGCAGCGUUGGAAAAGAGGCAGGGCCUCUGAAGACCCUCCUCAGACAGCAGGCCCAAUCAGCAUUGGAGCAGAGGGGAGCCUCAUCCUCUGGUAUAUUUGUAAACACCAGGGAGUUCCCCUUCUUCACGUUGACCUGUUUUCCCCCCGGCUUCCUGGUUCACAUCGGGGGAGUGGUCAGCGCCCGCUCGGUCAAGCUGCUUGACCGCAUACACAACCCUGACGAGCCGGAGACGAGGGACGCAUGGUGGGAGGAGAUUCGUCAGGAGAUCAAGUCUCAUGCCAAAGCCCUGGGUUGCCACGCUGUGGUGGGAUACAGCGAGAGUACCACCAUCUGUGAGGAGGUGUGUAUCCUGUCUGCGUCGGGCACGGCGGCCAUGUUGAAUCCCAGGUUCAUGCGCGAGGGCUGUCUGGACGCCGGCGGCAGCGACCACAGGUUGUCACGGCAACCGCCACUCGGCGUGGUUGGGUCGGAGAGGGGAGAGGGGGAAGUUAGCUCAGCCUGGCUGGGGUUUGAUGAUGCGUCGCCCCCUAGCUGCGGAUUUUGUCACAUCCCAUAUGACGAGUUCAACAUGCCGUUCCCAGCUCAGCUCACAUACUGCUACCACUGUAGGAGACAGAAGGUCCCUGACGUGCUCUUUACUACCAUAGACCUACCUGUUGAGGCUGCUGUUACUGGGAAGGGCUGCCUCAUACAGGCCAGGUUGUGUCGUACCAAGAAGAAGUCCCAAGGGGAGGUGAAUGCCACAGCCAUCUCUAACCUCCUCCCCUUCAUGGAGUACGAGCUCCACACCCAGCUGAUGAACAAACUGAAGCUGCGCUCCAUGAACGCUCUGUUUGGACUCCGCAUUCAGAUCAGUGUGGGAGAAAACAUGCUCUUAGGACUAGCUUCUGCAACAGGUGUGUACCUGUCAGCCCUGCCAGCUCCAGGUGGUAUCCAGAUAGCUGGUAAGACUCCCAGUGACCUGAGUUACGACCAACACAUUUCCACCAUGCAGAAACGCAUCAACGACACCAUCGCCAUGAACAAGGAGCUCUACAACAUACACCCCCUGAAGUUAUUUACGUUGGACCCUGAGGCGUUCACCGGCCUGAAUACGGAGUGUAUAGAGGAGGUGGUGGGCUCUCCUAUCCCUGACAGACAGCGAUCCAGACUGUUCAGGUCUACCUCUGAGAGUUCAGACGAGCUGUCAGAACUAGACCUUUCCCACGGCAAGAAGGACGCCUUCGUACUGGAUAUUGAUGACACUGAUGCAGUAGAGGACAUCCAAUCCCUACUCACUGAUGCCCCCAUGCCUGCAGGGUUCUACAGCUGUAACACAGAGGUCAUGCCUGGGAUUUACAACUGGACUUCAGGGCUACAGAUGUUUACAUCUGUCAGGGUCUACAGACUCAGUAAUGCCAAUCUGACCAACCAGGGACUCAACAAGAUCUUCACUGAUCUCUGUGAGAAUUUGCUCAAGAGUCUAUACUUUAAGUUGCGUUCCAUGAUCCCCUGCUGUCUAUGCCAUCUCAACUUCACUGUAGCCGUACCAGAAGAAGAACUCAUACAGGUGGCGGUGACGGCCGUAGCCAUGAGUUUUGAAAAGGAGACUCAGCUGGCAGCAGACAAGGCUCUUACCAGGGGGAGUGGUGAGAAUGAGGAGCAGCUACAGUUUUCUAUGGAGCUGUGUGGAGAGUCAACGUCCUCCAACAACCAGCCAACAGCCAAACCUUCAGGUGUUCCAGAGAGUGCCAUGAUCCACUCCUCGUCUCGAGCUUCCUCGGUUGAUUACGGUUCCUUUGCAGACAGAUGCAGCACCUGGCUAGAGCUGCUUAGGCUGAAAGCUCACACCAUAAGACGAGGAUCAGUUAAGACAAGUAGGAGGACACAGUCGCUAGCAAACUCUGUCUCGUCUUCAGAGCGCUGCAGUCCUCUCCCAGAUGUGCGGUCCCGGUCGCUACGCUCCACCAGGUCGUUGCCAUGUGGUGCCCCUGUUAUCGUGGUGAAGAUGACUCCUCUGUCCUUUCUUCCCAGGACGCGCAUCAUCAAAUACUUGGGAAUCAUCAACAUGUUCUUCAUUAGAGAGACCACGUCACUACGAGAGGAGGGGGGUGUAAGUGGGUUCCUCCAUUCCUUCAUAGCGGAGGUGUUUGCCAUGGUCCGUGCCCAUGUAGCAGCUCUGGGGGGCAACGCCGUAGUGUCAUACAGCAUGAAGGAGUGUGUCUUCAUGGAAAACCCCAACAAGAACCAGGCUCAGUGUCUGAUUAACGUUAGUGGUGAUGCUGUCGUCUUCGUCAGAGAAUCAGACCAGGAGGCCAUACCCCCUCUGAUGACUAGCGGACAGGCCAGCACGACUGGGGCCGACGGGACCACAUGACACGCUCACCCACACACACACUUCAGUCUAGCCAUCCAAAUAAUUGUGAUUUAUGUCUGCUAUAAACAGACUAGGUGAUGGAGAAAUAGUCUCUUAAUUGUCCAUUAAGGCGCUCUACAUAAGCCAUUUAGAGGCAUCCUGUCAUGUCUCUGUCUGUCUGUUGGUGAUAUAAUAGACAUUCCAAUACAAGGUGAAGCUUUAGGCAGCUAAAAGACUGAUUCCUCGCCAAUUUAGGAAAUCUGUUCCCAAGUAUUCCCACACAUAGCUAUAGGCUUAUGUGAUCGUAUCCUAAUUUAAUCAAGGUGUGAAAUUAUUCUGUUUUUGUUAAAUACUAUAUCUGUUUGGGAUUCUUGCGGCCAAUUUACAGUGUACAAAUUAUUUAUAACUACAGUACCAGUCAAAA